Molecule: messenger RNA, 1016 nt
Organism: Clupea harengus (Atlantic herring)
Lineage: Eukaryota; Metazoa; Chordata; Actinopteri; Clupeiformes; Clupeidae
Product: heat shock protein beta-1-like
Biological process (GO): protein refolding; negative regulation of apoptotic process; response to heat
Cellular component (GO): nucleus; cytoplasm
Source: RefSeq, a predicted model, not a curated record
GGGUAACAGUGAAGUGAAAGCUCUGCCUGAGCUGUAAGGGAAUUGUCAGCUAAUAAUUCUUUUCUGCUUGAUAAGCUCUGGAAUGAACUGAGGCCCCUAUAAAGGCUGUGCAAGCUGUAUUGCAGUUGCAUCAAGCUUUCAUGCACUGAAUACUUCUUAUUAUCAGUCUGGUGAUGUGGCUUGUGUAAAGAAAAUUUACCACCUUUGCUGGCUCUCUCAGACAGUUACCAGUAGUGCUAUUUCAGCUCAAGACAGUGGGGAAAAACAAGGACACAUUUCACUGUUUCACACCAAGUUGAGCUAUGGAUGAAGAAAACAAAAUGAUGCAGCGUCCUCUUUUUCAACGUGGGGACCCCUUCCAUGACUGGGAGAUGCCAAGUCGUCUUUUUAACAGAGAAAUUGAGUUUCCAGCUUUCCUGGACGAGAGAGAUGUAAACUGGCUUGACUGGGCAAGGAAGAGGCUGGCUGCUACCUCCUGGCCGGGGUACACACACGUUCCUGUUAUCUCUCCUCUUGGAUCGCAGGCAAGCCCUAGGGCCCAUUCACAAGUCACUGAGGGAACAUCAGAAGUGAGGUUUGGGCAAGGGAGCUGGAAGCUGUCUAUGGACGUCAAUCAGUUUACCCCUGAGGACAUCACAGCCAGAACAAAGGAAGGCUACCUAGAAAUAACAGGUAAACACGAGGAGAGGCAAGAUGCACAUGGACUGGUCUCACGGAGCUUCACUAGGAAAUACAGAAUGCCAGCAGAGGUGGACACAGAGCACAUUGGCUGCUCCCUGUCAGCAGAUGGCGUCCUCUCCGUGGAAGCACCACUGCCUGCCUCAGGCACCAGACGCACAGAAGAAAUCGUCAUUCCUAUUCAGAUUCAACAACAGCAAUAGAGCACACAUCUACAUACACUCUCCCCCUGUCUCUCUCAUUCACACACAGACACACACACCGCCUACCCCCCUGAUACUACAUUCACAUAAAGUUUUAUAUGUGUAGUAUUUUGAAUAAAUGCUUUGAAUAUCUCA